This is a messenger RNA of Amphimedon queenslandica, 764 nucleotides long. RefSeq names its product myosin regulatory light chain 12B-like. The record is from RefSeq and is a predicted model, not a curated record. Gene Ontology annotation, molecular function: calcium ion binding. Lineage: Eukaryota; Metazoa; Porifera; Demospongiae; Haplosclerida; Niphatidae. The transcript is spliced from 7 exons. The coding region runs from base 91 to 609 and encodes 172 amino acids.
GUGGGCAGAGGAGACAAACAAGAGCCACAACAGCAGGAAAACCAGUUCAUCUUUAUUUGACACAGAGCAGAGCCGUCUACCUGAUUAAUAAUGAGCAGUAAAAGGGCCGGUAUGAAGAAACACCCCAAGAGAAGGGGACAGAGAGCAACUUCGAACAUAUUCGCCAUGUUCGACCAGGCACAGAUACAAGAAUUUAAAGAAGCAUUCAAUAUGAUAGAUCAGAAUAGAGAUGGAUUCAUUGACAAUGAAGAUCUGAAAGACAUGUUGGCAUCGUUGGGUCAGGAACCAAGUGACGCUGUUGUUGACGAAAUGAUGGGAGAGGCACCUGGACCUCUCAACUUUACAAUGUUCCUGACUUUAUUUGGAGAAAAACUCACUGGAACUGAUCCCGAAGAUGUUAUAAGGAAUGCUUUUGCUUGUUUUGAUGAGGAAGGAGUCGGCACUAUACACGAAGACAGACUAAGAGAACUUUUGACUACAAUGGGAGAUAGAAUCACUGACGCUGAGGUGGAUCAGAUGCUCAGGGGCGGAGCUCCAGUUGACAGUGCCGGUAACUUUGAUUACGUUGCAUUUACAAGGAUCCUUAAACACGGAACCAAGGAAGACUAAAGUUUCCAUUUUAUCAAUCUCAAUUUAACAGUCUAUAAGCUGUAGUAACAUUAUCAUUUUACUUAGUUGUGUAGCGAGAUAACCAUUAUUAUUAUUAGCAACUGGCCAAUGUUUUAUCCAUUAAUUUUUCUUUUAUGUAAUAAUUAUAAUAAUAA